This is a messenger RNA of Ictalurus furcatus (blue catfish), 1634 nucleotides long. It is a transcript of the gene myct1a, whose product is annotated as myc target 1a. Lineage: Eukaryota; Metazoa; Chordata; Actinopteri; Siluriformes; Ictaluridae. The coding region runs from base 514 to 1176 and encodes 220 amino acids. The record is from RefSeq and is a predicted model, not a curated record. The transcript has 2 exons. Gene Ontology annotation, cellular component: nucleoplasm.
CGAAGGAUAUGAUUAUAGCACAUGAGCUCACAAGGAAAUGAUCUUUCAUUAGUGGCGAAGGAACGAAGGGCAGUGUCAUUAUCCGUGCAGGAAAGAUGAGAGAAAGCUGGACGACGUAAAAACUUUAGGGGUGACAUCGUUUCUCCGUGAUUAAACCACGGCGAGCAGGAAACGAUAGCAAUUACUGUACACAGAGACCAGCUCAGCUCGGCCCGGCCCACGUGUCGGAUCGGCUCGGCUCGGCUCGAACCCUCCGCCCUACAGGAACCCUGGAGCGAGGAGAUAAGGAAAGGGGCGCUGCUAAUUUUAUACAGGAAAAGCAGGAAAUGUGACAGUUUCCCUCUAGAAAAACAGUGUGAGGCAGGCAGGCUGGCUGGCUGGCCUUGGAGGGGAUCCUGUGGAAUACAGGGAGGAGGAAAGAAGGAAAAAAAAAAGAGAUAGACAAAGCAGAGAGUGAAUUCAGAGGAAUAUACUAGAGGCUGGAGGAGUGAAGGAGCUGAAGGACCAGAGUGAAUGUACAUCUCGGCUCCCUUCUUCUCGGUCAGUCCGGACGGAGCGAUGGCCGAUAACAGCACUCAUCCCAUCCUGGAAAUACUUCAGUCCUUCAGCACGAGAGACGUGAUCCUUGCGUUCUGUUUGUCCAUGGUGGUGGGACUCCUGCUGGGCGCUUUGGUGUACGUGGUCCUCACUUGGAUGGCACGUCGUCGUGCGUCUGCCACCAUCACCCGCAUGCCGGCGCCGCGGUCCUCGGGCCGCCCGUCGUCCCCCCGCACUCGCCCCGUCUUCAGUCGCCAGAGCAGUGCCUACGACCGGCGCAGCAACAACAGCCUGGCCAGUGCCGCCUUCUCCUUCCAUCGGCAAACCACGUCGUCACCCGUCGAUCACGCCGACCUACUGGGUCGCAAAGACAGCUUCAGGGCCUCCACCUUCCACCCACUGAUCCAGUGCAGCCAGAUCGCUCGCGAGGCCGAGGAAGGAAACCACGGCACCCUGACCAGCAGCGCCGGAGCCACCGGCACUAACAGCACAGCCAGCUCCAUGGUCACUCCACCAAGGCCCAGGCCCAGACCGGACUCCUUCUGGGGCAACAGCACUCUGAGAAGCUUAAGUGUCACACAGACCCCUCCACCAGCGUAUGACAGCAUCAUACGGGCCUAUCAGGAGACCAGCACUUGAGGCAUGAGUAUAAAACGCCCCCUUGUGGAGGAGAACGUUCAUAGCCCUGGAUAUGAUAAGAGACUAGAUGAUCUCUUGUUGAAUUGCGAGCUGCUUUUCAAUGCACAGUGUGAACACAAAAUUGUCAUUUUUGUUACAGUCACUGAGAUAGACGUCCAGAGAGAACGACUGUAAUGAUAGGAUUACUGGCACUUAAACUGGAGACAGAACACCGGUCACACUCACUACCAAACUGUGUAACGAGUGUAAUGACUGAACGCUGAUGACUCAGUAUGCAUGGAGUCAUUGUUAUAAAAAUGUGUUUAUUCACAGUGUAUUUUGUUGACAUCUUUAAUAAAAAAUUUAGACGUGACUGUGUAUUCUUAAUUGAUUAACCUCCUUUAAAAUCCCUUCUAUUAAACUUUGAUUUCAUGCUUAGCUGUAACAAUAAAAGGAAAAUCCAUGCUUGAAUGAUUUGC